Molecule: messenger RNA, 3537 nt
Organism: Pristis pectinata (smalltooth sawfish)
Lineage: Eukaryota; Metazoa; Chordata; Chondrichthyes; Rhinopristiformes; Pristidae
Gene: cog6
Product: component of oligomeric golgi complex 6
Exons: 19
Coding region: 75-2048 (657 amino acids)
Biological process (GO): intra-Golgi vesicle-mediated transport
Cellular component (GO): COG complex
Source: RefSeq, a predicted model, not a curated record
UACGUUCGAGUGUGGGACGGGUUUCCGGUGAGGUGGCCUCCUCUGUGGGUGUGGGGUCGGUUCCUAGAGGGGGGAUGGCUGAUGUUAGGGUGGAGGUGGCGGGCUCUGCCCCGGAGUCGGGGGCCACUGGGCCCUCACAGAGCAGCAGCAGCAGCAGCAGCAGCAACAACAACCCACUGGCCAGGAAGCUGAACAAAAUCCUGGAGACCCGGCUGGACAACGACAAGGAUAUGCUAGAGGCUCUUAAAGCCUUGUCUGUGUUCUUCACUGAAAAUAGUUUGCGUACCAGAAGAAACCUGCGAGGCGACAUAGAGAGACGCAGCUUGUCCAUUAAUGAAGAAUUUGUACGUGUGUUCAAAGAAGUCAAAGAGGAACUCGAGAGUGUUCAUGAAGAUGUCCAAGCAAUGAGUGCCUGCUGUCAGGAUAUGACCAGUCGUUUAAAGCUAGCAAAGGAACAGACACAAGACCUGAUUAUCAAAACUACCAAACUUCAAUCAGAAAAUCAACGAUUAGAAAUCAGAGCUGAAGUGGCAAAUGCUUUCUUGUCCAAGUUUCAACUAACUGCAGAUGAGCUGAAUACUCUUCGAGGCCCAAGAGAGGGACCGAUUACAGAGGACUUCUUCAAAGCACUUGGAAAAGUGAAACUAAUUCACAAUGAUGUGAAGGUUCUUUUACGAACAAACCAGCAAACUGCAGGUUUGGAAAUUAUGGAACAGAUGGCACUCCUCCAAGAGACGUCGUAUGAAAAACUUUACAGAUGGGCACAAGCUGAAUGCAGAACUCUUACACAGGAAACCUGUGAUAUUUCUCCAGCACAAACUCAAGCAAUGGAGGCUCUGCAGGAUAGACCUGUACUCUACAACUACAUACUUGAUGAAUUUGGAACAGCAAGGAGGAGUGCAGUAGUUCGUGGUUUUAUAGACGCUCUCACCAGAGGUGGACCUGGUGGGACUCCUCGGCCAAUUGAAAUGCACUCUCAUGAUCCUUUAAGGUAUGUUGGAGAUAUGUUGGCAUGGUUACACCAAGCAGCUGCUUCAGAGAAAGAACAUCUUGAAGCUUUGCUGAAGCUCGUAACUAUGCAAGGCGUGGAAGAAAAUAUUCAGCAAGUAGUAGGACAUAUCACUGAAGGAGUAUGCCGACCUUUAAAGGUCCGUAUUGAACAGGUUAUAGUAGCAGAGCCUGGUGCAGUUUUAUUAUAUAAACUCUCCAAUCUUCUCAAGUUUUAUCACCACACUAUCAGUGGAAUUGUAGGAAACUGUGCUGCCACUCUGCUGACCACAAUUGAAGAAAUGCAUGUUCUAAGCAAGAAAAUGUUCUUCAAUAGCCUGGGUCUUCAUGCCAGUAAAUUAAUGGAUAAGGUUGAACUACCCCCGCCUGACCUGGGACCUACCACUGCUCUGAAUCACACACUAUCCCUCUUGCGUGAAGUUCUUUCCUCUCACGAUUCAUCAGUUGUACCAAUGGAUGCAAGGCAAGCAGAUUUUGUCCAGGUACUUUCCUGUAUAAUGGACCCACUAUUACAGUUGUGCACUGUAUCUGCCAGUAACCUUGACACUGCUGACAUGGCAACCUAUAUGGUAAACUCUCUGCACAUGAUGAAGACAACUUUAGCUCUCUUUGAAUUUACUGAUAAGCGCCUUGAGAUGCUUCAGUUUCAGAUUGAAGCCCACUUAGAUACUUUAAUAAAUGAACAGGCCUCGUUUGUAUUAACCAGGGCAGGGCUAAGUUAUAUUUACAACAGCGUACAACAACACAAACCAGAGCAGGGUCCCUUAUCCAGUCUUGCCAAUAUGGAUGGUGGAUCAUUGAAAGCUGCAAUGGUCCAAUUUGAUCGAUAUUUGUCUUCUCCGGAUAGUCUAUUAAUGCCGCAACUGAAUUUCAUUUUGAGUGGAACACUAAAGGAGAAGAUUUUCAAGCGAUCCACCGAGCUUGUGUGUGGUGCCUACAAUGACAUCUACACAGCAGUUAUGAACCCUACCAAUGAGUACAAGGAACCAACAACAAUUCUGCAAAGAUCCCCACAGCAAGUGCAGACACUGUUAUCCUAACAACUUCUAACUGGUUUUGCCUUUGCUGAUCACUGUACAUUAUGUAUUUAGCUCUCCCUUUUAAAUUAAAAUUUGAUUUGGUUUUCGUCAAUUUGUUUCUAUGAUGAAUUUUAGUUUUUUUUCCCCCAUUUGAUUUGUGCCAGAGAACCAUCUUAACAUUGCCGGGUGGGAUUUAAUCAUAAUCUGAUUUUCAGAGAUUAUCAUGUGUUUGGAGGGGAAGACUGUUCUGAUUACUUUGUAUUUGGUGCACUUUAUAUUUAAAAGCAGAUUUGCACCGUUUUCCUACUAUUAAAAGAGCCACUUCGUAAAUGGAAACUGCCAUGGCUGCAAACUGUUUAAUAUUGUCCAUACUAAACCAACAAAUGUAGCAAUUGCUGUUAUUUUCAGUUUCAGUGAUUAGGAAUCACUGUACAGUUAAAAUCAAUUGCAAGGCAAGAUGAUACCUCAAGAAAGAACAGAAGGGGAAGUUAUUUGCAAAUCAUUUUCCAGCUCAUUUAAAUUUAUAGUAAGAUAGGGUAAACCAAAGGAAAUUUAAAAAAUUCAUUUUCACCAGAAAAGUGACCUUUUAAUUGCAACUUAGCUUUUGUAUUCAUAUGCAACAAAAUUUCCCUGUUUAAAAUUGAUUGAACUUAAGAAAACUGUAUGGGUCUUCCCCAGGUUACAGCAUAGUUCCAUUUCUGAGAACUGUCCAUAACCCAAACAGUUCACAUGUCGGAAAUGUGGCAUUGAACAGAGUUCCCACACGGCAGAAGAUGCCUGCAGCCCUGCAGCAACCAACACAUCCAUCCAGCUGUUCUCCCAUAGGCCAAUUAUGCUGUACAUAUACAGUAUUGGGCAUUUGUAAACUGGGGAGAACCUGUAUGGUGGAAAGAAGAACAAAGUUCUAUCUUAAGUAAAAGUUAGCUCAAUAUUCCUGUUCAAAAAUUACCUUCAAAACUGAAAUUACAGAAUUAUUUUGUAUACAUCACUUAGCACUACUUGAUGACAGAGUAAGUAGUAAAACAGACACUGAACAAAAUUUUGUUGUCAUUUUGUCUGUUGUCUAUGGCAGCAAGUGGGAUUUAAUGUUUCAUAUUGUGAUUAUAAUGCAGCAUAUCAGGAGUUGGAAUUAUAAUUAUUUGAAAGAGAAGAUUUGUGAAAACAUUUCUAAUUUUCCGAAUGGGUGAAGGCUAAGACCACUAUAGGUUGGCAAUGGGAAACCUGUGUUGUGGAUCCAGCAAUUAUGGAUCUGUCCGGAAAAUUAGUCAAUUAUUGCUGCGGAUGGAAUUUAAUGUUGUUGCUGAAAGUUUGCUGCUUUAGAGUUGAUCAUCAAAGCCAACAUUCCAUAAAGGCAAUCACCAUUCCAAAAACAACUCCAACAGUGCUUCUGGUGGUGUUGGUGGAGGGAAAUGCUCCCUUUGUUCUUUUUUUCUUCUUGUCACCUAUGGCAGUUAUGCUGUCAAAAAUUGUAAGGGAAUCUUUGUAAAAUAAAUAAAUAGAUUGCAAAUGA